CCAAACCUGAAAAUCGAACCGACUAACUUAAAAAAAUACCCAUUAAAAAUAAAAAUAUUGUAAAAGAACAACAAAGGCUCUCUUCCUAUCUCACGAUUUGUUCCUCUUCUUCCUCUUUGACCGAAAACCAGACUCAUCGCCUCCUGAAGUUCCUCUUCUUCCACUGCGACAGUUUCGACCAGUCCCGAGUAUCGCCAGAGGCGGUCGCCGACAGUCCGCUCCUUUUCCCCUUUCCCACCUCAGCUACCACGUCAGGAGAUCUUCCGUCGUCAGCACCACGAACCUCCACAAACCACUCACCGCAGGUGCUCCCCUAUGUUUUUUCCUCCCCUCGAUCAGAAACCCCAAAGAAAAUAAAAUCCAAAAACACAUAUGCAUUUAGAACACAGUGUCGUCAUUGUGAAGUCGCCGUAGCCGGGUGUCGGUGAUGAAGCGAGAAACAAAGGAGAUCGUGGCGUCUGUCUCUAGAUCCCUCACCGCCGCGUCGAUCUCCGGAUUUCACCCAAAGUCGUCGCUGGUCAAAGUCGAUCUCAAGAUUCCCUCGCUGCUCAAGUCCUGCAAUUCGUGGGGCUGCUGUUGUUUCCAAUCAUCUAGCCGACGAGGUCAUUACGGGCCUAGAUCUGAUGGCGACAGAGGCCCAAAAUCAUCUUCCCCCUGUUUUCCAGUUGGCAGGGCAGAGCUCCUCAAAUCCCUCCAUCAAAGAGAAGAAGAGAAAGGUGAGAGGCGGCAAGCACCAAUUCCACGAUCUGGCUCCGCGAUGGAGUUCUUCGUCUAGAUUUUCGUCGCCGUCGAAUGAAUUCGGCGAUGAAAGAGGUGGGAGUGAGAUCGUGGAUGUGUAUUCAGGGAAGAGGAGUAGGUUACCAGGCUUUGGCAGUGCGUGGUGGCGGCGGCGGUUUUGAUGGACGCCAAGCAACUAAAUGGGGGCCAAAUUAGGAUUUCUGUUAGGGAUGGGUUGCUUCCACUUGACUUGGUCAGGAGAUGGGUAUCGCAGAUGGGUGGGGAAGAAAGAGGGUGUAGGGUUUUUUUAUCUUAAUUUUUUAUUUUAAAAGCUUAAUAAUAAUCUGAUGUGGCGAGUUCCAGUGACAUGGCGGUCGGAUUUUAUGACGUGGCGAGUUAAAAAGGGUGAAUCAGCAUUUCUGUUAGCCACUUCAGCAAAUAAAUGACGGUGUUAACGGAGACUAACAGAGACUAACAGAGAGUGGCCAAACUUUGUCUGUUUUACUAAACCUGGUGACCACUAAUAGAAUUAAAUAUUUGCA
This is a messenger RNA of Linum trigynum, 1259 nucleotides long. NCBI's taxonomy places the organism in Eukaryota, Viridiplantae, Streptophyta, Magnoliopsida, Malpighiales, Linaceae. The record is from the annotation of a GenBank genome assembly.